Messenger RNA from Capronia coronata CBS 617.96, 2079 nucleotides. RefSeq lists its product as uncharacterized. The record is from RefSeq and is a predicted model, not a curated record. The transcript has a single exon. NCBI's taxonomy places the organism in Eukaryota, Fungi, Ascomycota, Eurotiomycetes, Chaetothyriales, Herpotrichiellaceae. Bases 1 to 2079 code for a protein of 692 amino acids. Gene Ontology annotation, biological process: transmembrane transport. Gene Ontology annotation, cellular component: membrane. Gene Ontology annotation, molecular function: ATP hydrolysis activity; ABC-type transporter activity; ATP binding.
AUGCUGCAAGGGUUGGGUUUUGUGCUUAAGGCCACCAAUUCCUCCACAAAUGGCAGCCUCGAUGUCGCGAGCAGCAUAUUGCAAGGUUCUCAGAUUGCGAUAGCACUGUGCCUUCUCGGGAGCAGUUUGCUGGUCGAAGUUGCCAGGUUCAAACAGAAGGAGACCUAUUGUGUGGAAACACAGCCACUCCUGGGAAACGGCAAUGGUUCAGCCAAGUCGAAACAACCCGCUCAAUCCAAGGGAACGGAUCAAGAAGAGCUCGACAGACAAGAAAUCCGCAACCGACCCCUCUGGCAAUACUUGUUUUCUUUCAAGGUCUUUGUCCCUUAUAUGUACCCGCGGUCUCGACGACAGCAGGCUUUCUUGUGCGGCAUGCUCAUUUGCAGUGCUUUAACAAGGAUUGUGACAGUUGCCCUACCCUUGAUACUUGGAGCUAUUGUCAACCGUCUUGGAACAGAAGUUCCCUGGGGCUUGAUAGGGGCAUAUGGCCUUCUUCAGUUCCUUGCUUCACCGGCAGGGCUUUGUUUGAUUGAGCACUGGUUAACUUGUCAAGUCACCACCGAUAUGACUAUAGCUCUGAACCGCCACUCAUACGAUCACAUCAUGAGCUUGUCUGCUGAUUUCCAUGACUCGAAGAGAUCUUCGGUCAUUUGGAGUAUAAUGCGUCAAGGGCAGGAUGUGAUUGGACUUCUUCAGAACUAUUUGUUCAGCUUUUUGCCCACCAUAGUUGACCUCACUGCUUCCGCCGUGGUCCUGACAUGUCUCUUUGGCUUGUACUUGAUGUUCAUCAUUACAAUGACAAUGGUUCUGUUUUACUGGUUGACUUUCAGCGCAAUACACGGCAGACAGUCCCUGAGGCGAUCAUGGCUCGACGCGUGGCACGAGCAGCAUUACCAGAUGACUGAGUCAACGCUGAAUUGGUCAACAGCGUGUCAAUUUGGGAGAAUACCCUUUGAGAUACAACGUUAUAGAGAGAAUGGUGACACGACCCGAGCCGCAAUUUUGCUAUGGUGGUUUUAUGAUACAUGGACAAGAGGCCUUCGUCAUGCCGUACCCGCAGUCAGCUUCUUCGCGGCGUGUAGCGUGGCAGCUUUGCAGAUCCAACGCGGCCAACGCCGGAUCGGUGACUUUGUGGUGUUGACAUCGUACUGGGCCCAGCUGACAGGGCCUUUGGGCAGGAUGGCGACCGAGAUAUCGCAGGUCAGUCACAAGCUCAUCAACGCCGAGAAACUCCUGGUCUUGCUCGAAAAGACUCCACGCGUCCAAGAUGCACCAGACGCUCGACCGUUUAUUUUCCUCGCCGGUGCCGUCGAGUUCGAGAAUGUCUCCUUCUCUUAUGACGGCAAGCGGAAGGUCACUGACGGCAUAUCAUUCCGAGCCAUACCCGGCAAAACUGUGGCAUUGGUAGGGCAGACAGGAGGCGGCAAGAGCACGAUUCUCAAACUCCUUUUCCGUUUUCAUGACGCCGAUGAAGGUCGGAUCCUUAUUGACGGUCAAGAUCUCCGGAAUGUCACGGUGGAAAGCUUUCGUCGACACGUGGCCAUCGUGCCACAAAUGGCCGCCGUCUUCAACAUGUCCAUCCUCGACAACGUGAAAUACCCAGACCACGAGCGAACGGACGAAGAGGUGGUGGAGGCGUGCAAGGCUGCAGCAUUGCAUGACAAGAUCAUGUCCUUCACUAACGGGUAUCAAGAAAAGGUCGGUGAGCGCGGGACCAAACUGUCCGGUGGGGAGUUACAGAGGUUGGCUAUCGCAAGAGCAAUGCUGAAGAGGGCGGAUAUCCUACUCUUGGACGAGGCCACGAGCAGUGUGGACAGUGUCACGGAAAAACAGAUCCAGAAGAGUCUCCAAACUCUGUGUGCUGGCAAAACCACAUUCGUGAUCGCUCAUCGAUUGUCCACCAUUCUUCAUACCGACCUCAUUCUUGUUAUCGAAAAUGGCCGGGUCGUGGAAUCAGGCACACAUGAUGUUUUGGUAAACCAACCGGGGGCGUAUCAUGAGCUGUGGACCAGCCAAUUGCAGAGCCAGCCUGAUCAACGAUAUGAAGAUGAUCAGUCACGCUCGUCCGAUGCCUCGUGA